Molecule: messenger RNA, 3577 nt
Organism: Lentinula edodes (shiitake mushroom)
Lineage: Eukaryota; Fungi; Basidiomycota; Agaricomycetes; Agaricales; Omphalotaceae
Product: BRO1-like domain-containing protein
Exons: 6
Coding region: 49-3288 (1079 amino acids)
Biological process (GO): protein transport to vacuole involved in ubiquitin-dependent protein catabolic process via the multivesicular body sorting pathway
Cellular component (GO): endosome
Molecular function (GO): protein binding
Source: RefSeq, a predicted model, not a curated record
GUUACCGCAGUGACUUGUCACUUUCCUAUAGCUUCAUUCUCUACCACAAUGGCGAACCAAUCGCCGAUGAUCUCAAUUCCUCUCAAAUCUACGGAGGAAGUCGACUGGACCACGCCAAUCCGUCAUUUAAUAUCGCAAUCUUAUGGGGAAAGUCCGGACAAUUACUCAUCGGAAUGCGCUUCACUACAACGUUGUCGACAAGAUGCUGUUCGAGGAGCAGGCAGCGAUUCCACGGCUAGGGAUUUGCUUUACAAGUACUUUGGUCAAUUGGAGCUUUUGGAGCUGAGGUUUGCGGAGAUCCGAGUGACUUUCCCUUGGAAAGACGCGUUCACAGCGAAACUUACUACGCAGACAAGUAUCGCAUUCGAAAAGGCUUCAAUCUUAUUCCAAAUUGCUUCUGUUCACUCCUCACUUGCUGCUUCACAAAGCCGCUCGGAUCCAGAAGGAAUUAAACGGGCAUUCUACUACUUCCGUACCUGCGCCGGGAUGUUGACAUAUAUCAACGACAAUUUUCUUCAUGCUCCUUCAACGGAUCUUAGCAGGGAAGUGAUAAAAUUCCUCGUCGCCUUGAUAUUGGCGCAAGCGACCGAAGUGUUUCUGGAGAAAUGCACCGAAGAGAAGAAAGGUAGUGGGCUCGUCAGUAAAGUCGCAGCUCAGACGGCAGGCAUGUAUACUGCACUCACGGAACAGGUCAAAGAAUUUAUGGGCAAGGGGAUCUUUGAUAGGAAUUGGGUCAUGUUGAUACAAAUAAAAGCAAAGUAUCUGUCGUCUCUUGCCCAAUAUCACCGCUCCCUCGCUGAUAGGGCCCUUUCCAAACACGGAGACGCCCUCGCGCGUCUGACCCUCGCCGAAACCCUUGCCAAAGAAUCCCAAUACCUUGCUUCUUCCUUUAAUCCAAGCGUUUCGCCAACCUUACCCGCUGACGCUGCCUCCACUCUCUCAGAUCGGCUUAAAGCCCACCUCUCACUCUGUACCAAUGCCAAAUCCACCGCCCAACACGAGAAUGAUCUCAUUUACAAUGCCGUCCUACCCAAUCCCGACUCCUUACCCCAAAUUGAAACAACUUCAGUAGCCUCUGUCGCUGCACCGAUAUCAAUACAGGAAGUGUAUGGUGCGCCCGAAGUGCAGAAGGUCAUCGGGCAGGACAUCUUCUUGAAAUUAAUACCACUGAGUGUGCAUGAAAGUGCAUCGGUCUAUUCUGAGGAGAAGGCGAAACUGGUUAGAGGGGAAGUGGAAAGAGUGGAGCUGGCUGAGAGUCAGGUAAGAAGUGCGAUCGAGACCAUGGGCGUUAAGGAGGGCGUGGCCAAGUUCAAGGCCAUCUUAAAGGAAGCGGUAGGUGAUAUUGAUGAUGAUGUGGAUGCAAUUCCACCAAAUGCUCGGAAAUGGACCGACGAAAUCAUAUCCUUGGAAUCCCGCGACCCCCUCACUUCACUACUCUCUCAAUUGACCCAACGCAAAUCCAACGUUCAGUCAACUCUUUCUCAUAUAUCGUCCAACCUUUCCCAAGAAUCCCAUACUACUGAAACACUACGCGUGCAAUACGGGGUUAAGUUCACUCAAGAGCCCAGUGCGUCUCUUACACGGGAUAUGAGGAGGGAGUUGAAGGAACUCCAGGAUCAUUCCGGCCAAGCCGAAGGAAGCGAUAGGCAAGUCGAGAUGCUUUGGGACGGUGUGAGAGCCGAUGUUGGGGUGUUGCUUGGUUGGGGAGGUGAAGGCGAGUUGGAGGAGUUGUUCAGACGCGCUAUGGAUGUUGUCAAUGAUCAAGGAACGCAUGUUGCUCAAAGCUUACUUGAUAUAGAUGAAGGGGUUAAUAACGACGAAGAAGCUAAUGAACGAGCCGUAAUCGCCGAAUUAGUAUCAGAGAUCGAUGAGAGAUUUGGGAGGUUGAGUAAAAUUUCUAGGGAAAGAGGGGAAGUAUUGAAGGAUCUAAAGGAGAAGAUACAAACAGAUGAUGUAUCCCACUUACUUCUUCUAAAUCGCCGAAAUACCGCAGUUGAACCGACACUCUUUGCAGCUGAACUAGAGAAAUUUAGACCGUAUCAACAACGCCUCGGUCAAGCCGUCGCUCAGCAGGAGGUCGUACUUAGCGAGAUCGGGGCAUUUUGGAAAAAGUUGCGUGAAAUGAGUGGUGGGCGAAAAGCUUACAAUAGGACCAGUGGAGGAGGCACCGGAGGAGGAAGCUUAGCGCGAAAAUGGGAAGAACGAGAAAAGCGCAAGAAAGAUCUUCUUGUGCGAUUCGGAAGAGCUAGGGAUGUGUAUAUGGAAGUGAGAGAUGGGAUUACCAAAGGUCUCACAUUCUACACCGACCUCUCCCAACUUGCCUCUACACUCGAGUCGACCGUGAAGGAGUUCGUUGAGCGACGGACCAGGGAGAGGGAGGCGCUGGUUAGACAGUUGGAGGUGGAAAAGAGGCUUUCAAGUGGUGGUGCUGUGUCAGUCAGUCAGCGAGGGAGCGGGCCUCCGCCUCUCCCGCCACCUCCACCGAGCUCAGCACCAGAUAACUCCAAUGAUUUGAGCGCGUCGCUGGCUGGAAUGAAAAUAUCGAAACCACCACCUCCCACGCCGUCUUUGUAUGCUUCUUCGUAUGCCUCUCAGCAGACCCCCAACCAAACACAAUGGAGGAAUACGCCUACUCCUCCGGUAUCUCAGAGUCCCCAUCAACAACAUCAAACACAGUCAUACAUCCCACCAUCUUCUUCUCAACCGCCUCCUCAACCGCCGUACUCCCCGUACUCCCAGCCUUAUUCGUCCUAUGUUUCCAGCCCCGCUAUCGCAGCUUCUCCUCAGCAGCAACCACAACGUCAACAAUACGGGAAUUUCCCUCCACCACCUUCAUUACCGUCUCCGCCCCUUCUCGAUCCGUACGCAAGUUUGGAUAUGUUAAACUCUAUCUCUCCUCCUGCGCUGCCGCCGUCAUCUCAGCCGCAGAGGCAACAAACAUAUGGCAAUGAAUUUCCUCCUCCUCCUCCAGGGCCUCAAGCCCCUCAACAGCAGGGUUACAGCGGACAAGGGAGUUACGGAAGGUAUAGUUCGCCACCGCCGCCGCCACCUCCCUCCCAUCAAGGAUAUGGAGGAUACCAGUCUCCUCCUUCUCACCCUGCUCCGCCACCGCAACAACAGCAGGGCUAUGGAGGGUAUGGCUCACCACACCAGCCACCCCCUACCCAACAGCAGCAAUCUUAUCAGGGUUAUCAAGGGUUUCCACCUCCCCCUCCUCAAUCUCAACAGCAGAACUACCCGGGUUAUCAGGAUCCCAGAGGGUAUAGCAGCUACGGCAGUGGUAGAUAGACAUUGACGGAAUCCACUUGCGCGUACGAUACAUAUAUAAUGGUAACAUAACCAUGAAGUGUUUACAGAUUGUCACUUGCGGGGGAGUCCUUUUUUUUGCAAGCGAGAAUAUCACGUAUCCUGGGGUCUGGUAUUGUAUAUACAUAGCAGUUUACUCACGAACUCGUUUGGGUUUUUCGAAUUGCAGAACUAGCAGAGAAUCCUGAGAGAACCUGACCUAACCUAUGCUUAUCCUAACCAACAAUUACCCCAGUGACAUCCGCAAACCAAGCUCGUUGAUCCUUGGGCG